AUGAAAAAAUAUAAAAAAUUGGUUGUUGGUCUGCUUGAAUACAAAAAUUAUUUUAGAAAAAUUUUUCUAUCUAGGUGAGAAUCUCUAUUUUAUAAUCUUUCAACUCGCAAUCAUAUGAUUUUUUUACAACCAAAUCCAAGAGCAAUAUCAUUGAAUCACUACAAUCUUUCUUUUCAAUUUACAGAUUUUACUUCAAAUCCCCCAACAGAAAGCAAUGCCAAUUCUAUUGACAACGUUGGGACUAUUCGAUUUGCUGAUGGCAAUAUCUAUACUGGGGAAAUAGUAAAUGGGCUUAUGCAUGGAGAAGGAAAAUUAGUAUAUCCAAGUGGCGCCUAUUAUGAAGGUGAAUUUUUAUAUGAUAAAUUCGAUGGAUAUGGAAAAUUUAUUUUUGCUUCAAAAGAUAUUUAUGAAGGCUAUUUCAAAGAUAAUGUUUUCCAUGGAAGAGGAAGAUAUAUUUACGCAAAAGGAAAUAUUUAUGAAGGAGAUCAUAAAAAUGGGGAACGGAAUGGCAGAGGUGUUUAUAUUUUUAUAUUUGGGGAUAAAUAUGAAGGCGAAUUUAAAAAUGACAAUUUUGAUGGAAAAGGAAAAUAUUUUUAUGCCAUUUACAAUAUUAUUAUUAAAAGGAAAUAAUUUAAUAAGCUGCUAGUUUUGUAUUAUUUUCAAUAAGAAUUAGAUAUUCCUGCUAAUAAUAAAGAAGGCAGUUUACUAAAAAAAGGAUAAAUUUAAAUAUAAAUACUCUUUAAAUUUAUUUUAUAUUGAUUAAAAUGCUUUUGUAUACUCUGAUGGGACAAUUUAUGUCGGAGAUUUUAAAUGUGACUCAAAACAUGGGAUAGGAAAAUGCAUUUAUAAUGAUAAAAGUAUAUAUGAAGGAGAAUAUUGUGGCAAUAUGCCAAACGGAACAGGAAAAUACAUAGAUGAAAACGGAAACACAUAUACAGGACUUUGGAAAAAUGGAAAAUUUCAAUCCAACGAAGCUCUAAUUAAGCUCGAGCGUUAA
Molecule: messenger RNA, 997 nt
Organism: Blepharisma stoltei
Lineage: Eukaryota; Ciliophora; Heterotrichea; Heterotrichida; Blepharismidae
Source: the annotation of a GenBank genome assembly